Molecule: messenger RNA, 389 nt
Organism: Anopheles coluzzii
Lineage: Eukaryota; Metazoa; Arthropoda; Insecta; Diptera; Culicidae
Product: histone H4
Exons: 1
Coding region: 78-389 (103 amino acids)
Biological process (GO): nucleosome assembly
Cellular component (GO): nucleosome
Molecular function (GO): structural constituent of chromatin; DNA binding; protein heterodimerization activity
Source: RefSeq, a predicted model, not a curated record
GACGUUGAGCUCGAAAACGCUCAUUCGUGAUCGUCAAUUUGAAGUGAACAUCGUGAACGUACAAUCCUGUGCUCAUCAUGACUGGAAGAGGAAAGGGAGGAAAAGGUCUGGGUAAAGGAGGAGCCAAGCGUCACCGAAAAGUGCUGCGGGAUAACAUCCAGGGCAUUACCAAGCCCGCCAUCCGCCGUUUGGCUCGGCGCGGAGGAGUGAAACGUAUCUCCGGCCUCAUCUACGAGGAAACCCGUGGCGUCCUGAAAGUAUUUCUGGAGAAUGUGAUUCGUGAUGCGGUCACUUACACUGAACACGCCAAGCGUAAGACCGUCACCGCUAUGGAUGUGGUGUAUGCUUUGAAGCGUCAGGGCCGCACUCUGUAUGGUUUUGGAGGUUAA